AUGGUACAUGAUAAUACACAAUUUCCUAUGAUUGAAUUUGCUGGUAGAGCAUUGACCACAGGUUUCAAACAUCGAAUGACAUAUUCAAAAAAGACUAUUUUCUAUUUGCGCUCACCUUAUACAGCAUGUAAUGAUGAAAUAUCACCAAUCAUGCAAACUAUGUUUAAUAAAUAUCCUGACGUCGAAUAUGUUUACCUAGAAGAUAUAUCUUAUGAUUUGUGCCCAAAAGUUUACACGUAUUACACGUGCGGUUGUAUUGAUCCAAAACAAUGGAAUGCUCGCUCAAUUCUUCUACCACAAAAUGAAACAAUAAUCGUAGCUCCAUUAUGUCACAUAUCUGAUACAUGA
Molecule: messenger RNA, 348 nt
Organism: Rotaria sp. Silwood2
Lineage: Eukaryota; Metazoa; Rotifera; Eurotatoria; Philodinida; Philodinidae
Source: the annotation of a GenBank genome assembly